Messenger RNA from Rhea pennata, 5162 nucleotides. RefSeq names its product regulator of G protein signaling 9 binding protein (gene RGS9BP). Gene Ontology annotation, biological process: detection of light stimulus involved in visual perception; G protein-coupled receptor signaling pathway. NCBI's taxonomy places the organism in Eukaryota, Metazoa, Chordata, Aves, Rheiformes, Rheidae. Gene Ontology annotation, cellular component: neuron projection. The coding region runs from base 49 to 762 and encodes 237 amino acids. The record is from RefSeq and is a predicted model, not a curated record. The transcript has a single exon.
CUGAGCGGCGGCGGCGCGGCGGGGCCGCGGCCCCGCAGCCCCGGCACCAUGGUGAAGGAGGAGUGCAAAGCGCUGCUGGACGCGCUCAACAGGGUGACCGCCUGCUACCGGCACAUGGUGCUCACCAUCGGCGGCACCUCGGACUCGCAGAACCUGCGCGAGGAGCUCAAGAAGACGCGGCAGAAAGCGCAGGAGCUGGCGGUGGCCAACCGGAACAAGCUGACCACGGUGCUGAAGGACAAAAGCGUGAGUAAGGAGGACAAAGCCGAGUUCGAGAGGCUCUGGGUGAUUUUCUCCACGUGCCUAGAAAUCCUGGAGAUCGAUAUGAGGAGAGCCCUGGAGCUGGGCCAUGAGUUCCCACUAAACGUCCCCAAGAAGCACCUGAUCCAGACGGGCAUGAGUGGGGGAACCUCUGGCGUGGCUGCCAGGGCGAUGAGCAUCCAGAACAUGAAGUACGAGGCCGAGCACAAUAUAGACAUUGUGGAUUUGAAGGAUCUGGAAAACGAAAUCAACCAGGUAGGAGAGAUGAUGUACGAGAUGGAAAUGAAGGUUAAUGUCCCGCAGUGGACGGUAGAGGCUAAGCAAGACCCUGGGGCUGAACUAAAAUCCACCAUGAGUGUGGGCGCUUCUUCUAUUGGCAUGAUCUCUGUGGAGGAGAAUAAAUCCUUCUGCGAUAUCAGCAAAGUUCUAGCUGGAAUUAUUUUCUCCGCUGUGCUCAUUAUCGCUAUCGUCCUGGCAGUGUGUGUGGUAAAACUCUCGUAGGCCGGCGUGGGCUCUGACACGAGCCAUCUCUCUCAAGUCUGUCUCGAGUGUUUCAUGCCUCACGAUUAAUUUUGAAAUGGGUCACUUGGAUGAGCUGAGAAUUCAAACCUAGCACUUGAAAAACAAAACAAAACAAAACUUCUGUCUCUCAAAAUCCUAAAUGCACCAUUUGUUUCUUCUUGUAUCUUAAAGAAAAAAGAUACAAAUCAGACUGCAAAAUAGGAUGUGUUCAUUUGAUGGACUUGUAAUGGUUAACUAUGAAGUAUCAGGGUAUUAUCACUACUGGCUAUAACAGGGAUUUGUCUGCUAUUAAUAGAGCACUCUUCUCAGAAGCCUGUGUUUUUUGUUCUUGAAUAGGCUCUGAUGUUUGCUGCUGGUCAUUGUUUACAGUAUUUGAGAGCAGCACAAAUUUGGAGGCUAACACAGGUGUUUUGCUUGACAAAGUGAGCAGAAUGUCUGGAGAUUUUUUUCAUCAAAAACACAAGAUACUAUAGAGGAGGGGAAGGAAGAAAACCCCAAUAAAAGAAUGUGAAAUAGUGGCUGGGCAGAGGGUGGUGUGGAGGAGGAUGGAGAAAACAGAACAAGCAAUGUUUGAUACAAAAUACUGUUUGUAGAUUUGGACGGGAUUGUACAGAACCCAGCUGCAUGGGUUGGCACAGCAUACGCUAAUGACUAAUGACUUUCCAGAUCCAGAGAGAAAAAAUGAGGAGUUGUUUAUUCAGAAAAAUACUAACAAGCCUCAUGUUUCUCUUCCAUAUUUACUAUGAUUUUAUCUUCCUCUGCAGAGAUGCUAAUUCUUACCACUAGUUCAAAUUAUUCUUUCUGUAGAAGCAGUUUGAACUUCACAAUUAACUCUGAAACUAGAAGUAAUGAAUCUACCCAUGGCAGAAGCAGACCUUUCAAAACAUCCAAAAACAUCUCUCUCAUGUUGGCAGACAGAGUUUUACAUAUGUUCAGUCACCUUUCUGCAAGCUCCUGAAUUAUUCACAGAAAAAAAAUGAAAAAAAAAACAGAAAAAAAGAAAGUAUCUCAGUUUUGUCUGAUUAAUCAUUUGAGGAAGAGGAAGCCUGGAGGACUGGACCCACUACUGGUCCAAUUAAUCUGAUACACUGCAGGGUGUAUAUACAGAGGGAGGUAAAUGCAAGAACAGCAUAGAAUAGAACUUUGACAGUUUUAUGGGGAAGCAUUAGAAAUGUUUAAAUGUAAAAGUGUGGGAACUGACACUAACUUUAUAAUGUCUUCUUUAAGGACCUAUGUUAUGUUUUGUGUUAUGUAAUUUAUGGAAAUUUGUUCUGUUUAAGUGAAUACACAUUACCCAUUCAAGAAUAGGUACAUAUAUUCUGUACAUAUUUUAUAGUGCCAUAGACAUACGGGGCACUCUGCAGACAAAUAUAAAGACCUUGUAAUACAUUUUUUUAAUAGGUAGUUAUUCUAGUGCACUAAUUAUUACGGACAAAUUAUUAAAAAGUCAAAUGUAUCUGGUGAAGUUACUAGUUCAUGCUUGUUAAACAAAUCAUGUUGACAGCAUUCUUGAAGAGCUAAUUUUUUUGAGUUGGGAACUAAGCAUAAUUUGAAAAACUGCAGCAAACAUCUUUCUUUAAAGCUGAAGAGAACUGGGUUUGGGGGGAAAAGGUGUAUGUCACAUUUGAAUCUGGUCACUUGUAGGUGGGAAAAAAUAAUGUAAACAGGAGGCUGGAAUUUAUGUUUGUAGAAUACCAUUACUAGGAAGGAAAAUGUGAGUUUUGCACAUCAAUUCAGUCUAGGCUCCAUUCUUAUGGGGAUUUACAGUGUAAUAAAACUUCACACUCCUUUCUCUUCUAUCAUUCUAUAGGAUGUGUUUAGUAUGUAGUGAAUCUAGAUUCUUAGAGAUCACAAACAGCACUCUUAAAAGUCAAGUCUGUAUUUACUGGCACUGUUUCAAUCUGUCCAGACAAAGACAUGGUGAAAUUGCUGUGUAUUGAUUUUUUUUUUUAAAGUGUGAAGAUCUCCUUCACAAUUGUAUCAAGUAAACAUAUUUAUGGAAAAUACAGCAAAAGCUGUGGGGAUAAUAUACAGCUUUGGAUUGCUACUACCAGUCACUAAGGAUUCAUGGGUAUUUUCACUGCCUCCACUCCGCUAUUACUUAGUUCACGUGAAGAUAGAUGAGAAGUUGGACUCUAUUCUGUGCUUCUUGAACAAUCCACAUUCCUUCUAAGAUAGGAUGAUUUAACCAAAUGUUCUGAAAAUGCAAGUAAUGAAAGUCUGGCUCUGUGUGGGUAAGUAAAUGGUAGUACCUAUUAUUUUGUGUCUUGAAAUACUGAAGUUAGCUGUAUUAGAAGAAUUAUUAAGAAUAGGUAAUCUCAUCUUCAAAAGGAAGCCUCUGUGAGUUGAUGAGCUGUAAAUUUUCAGUCCAUUCAUUGUUUGGAUUUUGAAUAAUACAGGACCCCAGGACUUCAUGUAAGUAGCCUAUAAUUAUUUAAGUCUUAUUUCAUUAUGAGUAUGCAUACAAAAUAGUAUUUAAAGGACAGGACCUUGGAAAAAAAACAUUUUCAAAUCUUCAGACAAAGAAUACUGCAAAUAAGUUCAUUAUUAAUUUGUCCCUAAAAAUGUGAACUCUCUUAUAUCUAGGUUAUAUGAAAUUAAAAGAUUAAGUAAAACUCUAACAGAGGAUUGGCACCAUCAUGGAUAAUGUUCCUGCCAUUAAUCUCCUAAAAAAAACCCCACUCGAUACAAAUGUACACUCAGUGUGACAGAGGUCAGACACAACAGUACACAUAUUCAAAAUAACAUGAAACCACCAUUUCGCAGAAGUAAUUUCCCCUGAAUUGAUUUUAUUACACUACAGUGACAACUUCCUUCUAAAGCACUUUUUUUCCCUGAAAUAAAUAAUUGCUAACUACAAUUCACAGCUGCAUUUUGGCCUUCACAGGGCAAGACGCUCUUUCCACUAAAUAAUGUUAGUGCUUGAAAUGGGAGCAGAAACUGUCCUUAACUAUUCAAUUAUUAUUGUUAGACAGCUUUGAAUCAUCUCAGAGUGUUCUACUAUAAAGAAUACCAAGAGAAUGCAGCCUCCCAAAUGAGAAGGAUUAAAUAUCUUUAUCAAUUUAACCAUGAAAAUAUUUGAAUUAGCAAUGAAACUGUAUGUGAAAGAAACUGAUGCUUCUUUUAUAUUAAGACAUAAAUAAAUGUGCUAGAUUUGCAGCCUUAGGUCUUUUCCUCAUUGGAAUGCAACAGAAGAGAAAUUGGAAGAACUAUUUUUGUAAGUGAAAAAUGUAAAGUCAAACAUCAAAAUACUGAGUAUUUAAAUAGUAUGAUAAAAAUACAAAUACUCUGAUGCUGAUCAGUGACUGAGAAUGUUACUGUGUUUUCAGUGCAACAGAAGAUCCUCAUUGCUUAAUUUCAAUCUUGUUCUGCUUCAAUUCUUUUGUCUUUAUUCAUAACAUAUAUACAUUUUAGUGCAAAUUUGUUAUAUACUAAAAUUUUAUCACUGACUUAAAUUACAUUGUUUUUUGUCAGAACAGGUGUGGUAUUUUCUACACUUAGUAUAAAGCUUGUUACUGCCACUGUUUGUUUAUCUUAAAAUAAAGUAUGUUCAUAUAACUUAUUGGAUGGAUUGCAGCAGUAAUUAAAACCAAACAAAAAUUAAUAUUAAUAUUGCUUGUCAAAGAGUUCCUUUAAAUGAGAAGUUCCUAUUUCAACCAAAGUAAUUGAACUGAUAUACUAAGCCCUCAAAUUAAAACUUUCUUUAAAUAAACAUGCCCCUCUCAAACCACCAAACUUGAAUAGAGUGAUGUAUCUUAAUUUAUACUACAAGGAAAUCAGUGGUCUUGACAAAUCAAGAAAUCUUUGCCUUAAGAAACAGCUACCAAUAGGAUUCAGGAUAACGUAUGAUGUUGCCUUCCGCACUGCUUGUUCAGUACUGUUGCUUGGGUAAAAGUGGCUCUCUGGCUUGGGAGAUUGAAAACUAGAGAAGACUAACAUACUGGAUUCUUACUGCAUCCAAACUCUGCACUCUUUCAUCCAGCAAAGCUUGCAUUCACUGCAACUAAAGAUGUAAACAACUUAAGGACUAUGAAAUUUGGUCCUGUGGUAUUGGUAGCAACAGCUAUCAAUAGUGGUAUCAAACUAUCAAACUGUUUUUGUUAAAUGCAGCAAUCUGAAAUUUUAUUAUGGGAUUCACAGUCUGUAAGCAUAAAUUUGUAGACUUUUUUAAUUUACUAACAAAAUGAACACAGAACUAUAAUUAAAAUGACUCUCCUCAUGUUGUAAAUUGAAUGUAACAUGAAACUCAUAGCAUUAUGAAUAUAAAAGUUUCAAAAGUCUUCAUGUAAAUAUGAAAAGUGUUUUUUAUGUGAAUGCAGUUACUGAAAAAUGAGUAAAUUGGCUGAUGUCAUUAACUCUGGAUUAAAAGUUAAACAAGU